AUGCGUGUGUGUCAAAUUAAUGAGCGAACAGGUGUUACGCCGCGGCAUCUGCGCUCCCUUGGUGUUAGUGGCGUUGCACGUCGUGAUAGUCAAGGGAGUCCGGUGAGACAUGGAAGCCUGACCAGCCAAAAUAGUUCGGCAAGUCAAAACUCGAGACAACUCUACGCUCACGUCGAUGGCAGCAAAACCAGUCUUCGGGAAGACCAGAGUAUGGCUCAUGUCGGGCCCUUUUAUGGCCCGGGUUUGCCAACAAGAUAUGUGGAGGUCUGGCAUCACUUUGAGCUUGCCGAUGACUUUAUCUCGGGGAUUUCGAUUCAUCAUUCCUAUCUCCUCUUGUUAGUUUGUUCUCCAUCCAUGGCUUCGAAUUCACUCCUGUCGCAUCCAGCCUACAGUACACAGAUUUCUUCUACAUCACUUGUAACAGCUGUAGUCUCACCGUUGGCGCCCAAUUGUCAGUCAGAAAUACCAAAGCCCUACAUGCUUGUAGUUGACAUUGGGAUUGAAAUCGGCAAAUCCCUCUUCGGCCCAGGUUCUCUGGCGCCUGGAAUGCUUCUCGAUGACUAUCAGGUAGUCAGUCGAGAAGAGAUUCUUCUUCGCAAGUCAGAUAGACAAAACUUUUUAUCCUACAAUUUGGGUGAGCCCACAUCUUUUAACUUUUUGAUAUCUUUAACUAUUCCUGAGGUUUAUAUAUGUAUAUAUAUUAUAUAUUAUAUAUAUAUAUAUAUAUACAUAUAUUGA
Molecule: messenger RNA, 738 nt
Organism: Protopolystoma xenopodis
Lineage: Eukaryota; Metazoa; Platyhelminthes; Monogenea; Polystomatidea; Polystomatidae
Source: the annotation of a GenBank genome assembly